Molecule: messenger RNA, 6043 nt
Organism: Toxotes jaculatrix (banded archerfish)
Lineage: Eukaryota; Metazoa; Chordata; Actinopteri; Toxotidae
Product: c-Maf inducing protein
Exons: 21
Coding region: 637-3084 (815 amino acids)
Cellular component (GO): nucleoplasm; cytosol
Source: RefSeq, a predicted model, not a curated record
UGAACGAGCAGGGACCAAUCGGCACGGUGCUGCCGGAGAGUGCUGGCUCUCUUACACCAAGAUAGGGGAAAAGACUGAAUAAAAGGAAACCGUGCCAGUGAGCCUGUAAUGACCACAAAACCCCACGGAGGAGCCUAGAUCCGCCGCCAUUGGAUAUUUUCUCCUGUUUUCUCUUCAUUCCCAUGCGUUCCUCGCUGUGGAUUAUUGUGUUUGGCAUUGGGGCGGACGGAAUGGAUAAGGCCAUGGCCCUAACAUAUUGAAUAGCUCGUUGGUGGAGGGGGGAGGCGAGACGCGCACCGUGGAGACAAUUCAUGGGGCAUUAUGCGGGUAGGAAAAUGGUGGAUUAUUUGAACUGUGUCACAAAAAUCUUUCCCCGUCUGGAUAUCCUGCCGUAAGACGCUGUUUGGUGGCAUUUCAGCGGCUGUCCCGGCCUUGUCUACGGUAACCGAGGUCGUGUUGUAGCGGUUGGUAGGUAGGUCCCCCCCCCCCCUCUCCCCACCUAGAGCUCGAUCCGAACGACCUUAUCCAUUUCUAUUCUUUAUAUACAUGUAGGAUUCUUGCCUUCGUCGCGACGCGUUCACCCUCCCCUCUCUGAAACUCACAUUUGGAAACAAUAAACUGUUGGAUUACCGAACUAUGGAUUUCAACAGCGGCAGCGGCGGCGGCGGGGGAAACGAGCUGCACAACAACCAGUUUUAUCAGUGCGAGGAGAACAAGCCUCUGCUGGGGGAGAUGUCGGAGGGCAAUAAUAACACCAAGCUGGGCGCAGGGCCGUGCAAGAGGUCCCUGCACCACUGCAGCAGCAGCGGGAUGCGAUACAAGCUGCUCCACGAGGGGGACAUCCAGGUGUGCGUGGUGAAACACCCCCGCACCUUCCUCAGCAAGAUCCUCACCUCCAAGUUCCUGCGGAGGUGGGAGCCGCACCACCUCACGCUCACAGACAGCAGCCUGACCUCGGCCACCCCCACCGGUUACAUGGAGGCGUCAUUGUUGUACAGCUCCAUAGAGGACCUGCAGCUCCUCUCAUGGGAAAAUGCUCCGAAGUACUGUGUCCAGCUGAGCUUCCCCGGUGGCACCGUCCUGCUGCAGGCUGCAAACAGCUACUUAAGAGACCAGUGGUUUCACUCCCUGCAGUGGAAGAAAAAGAUCUACAAGUACCGGAAGGUCCUAAACAACCCGAGUCGCUGGGACGUGGUGCUCAAGGAGAUCAGAGCGCUGGUGGACAUGGCUCUGACCUCACCGCUCCAGGACGAGUCCAUCCACCAGGCUCCACUGCACAUCAUCUCCACCCUGCUGGCUGAGAACUCUAAUCUAAGCACUCAGGAUCAUGAGAACAUCAUUGUGGCCAUUGCUCCUCUUCUGGAAAACAACCACCCACCACCUGACCUGUGUGAGUUCUUCUGUAAGCACUGUCGAGAGCGGCCGCGUUCAAUGGUCGUGAUUGAAGUGUUCACUCCGGUGGUCCAGAGAAUCCUUAAACAUAACAUGGAUUUUGGGAAAUGCCCUCGACUGCGUCUCUUCACUCAGGAGUACAUCCUGGCUCUCAACGAGCUGAAUGCCGGGAUGGAGGUCGUCAAAAAGUUCGUCCACAGCAUGCACGGGCCAACAGGGCAGUGCCCUCACCCGCGUGUCCUGCCAAACCUGGUGGCAGUGUGCCUCGCCGCCAUUUAUUCCUGUUAUGAGGAGUUCAUCAACAGUCGGGACAACUCCCCCAGCCUGAAGGAGAUCCGAAACGGUUGCCAGCAACAGAAUGACCGCAAACCCCCGAUGCCGCUCCGCCUCCUGCGCCCCGAGCCUCCUACGCCACCUCCUGCCACCCUCCUCCCCCUCUCCACCAACCCGGGUCCUCCUCAGCCGCCUCCACCUGUCCCCUCAAACCCCACCCCUUCCAUCCCCAUCUCCUCCCCGACACCCUCCUUGCCCCUCUCCCCUCCUCCGUCCGUCGUCAACUCCAGCGAGAUCCUGGUGGAGCUGGAGCGAAACAACAACUCGGCCAACACCAGGCGGAAGGGCGGGCCAUCAGGGGGCGACAGCGAACCCAACCUCAUCGACUGUCUGCUGGUCAGCCCGGCUGUCAACACUCUGUCCAUCCAGCUGCCAGCACAGGCUGACCGAGUGCUGGGCUGCUUCGCUCUCAUCCUCAAGAUGCUGUCGGACUACGAUGACUGGAGACCUGCCCUGGCCAGCCUGCUGCAGCCCAUCCCCUUCCCUAAAGAGGCCCUUGCACAUGCCAAAUUCACAAAGGAACUGAAAUAUGUUAUUCAGAGGUUUGCAGAGGACCCGAGGCAGGAGGUUCAUUCCUGCCUGCUCAGUGUGCGUUCAGGUAAAGAUGGCUGGUUCCAGCUCUACAGUCCAGGAGGUGUGGCCUGUGAUGACGACGGAGAGCUGUUUGCCAGUAUGGUUCAUAUCUUGAUGGGCUCCUGCUAUAAGACCAAGAAGUUCCUCCUCUCUCUGGCUGAAAACAAACUGGGUCCCUGCAUGCUGCUGGCCCUACGUGGAAACCAGACCAUGGUGGAGAUCCUGUGUCUGAUGCUGGAGUACAACAUCAUUGACAACAAAGACACCCAGCUUCAGAUCAUCUCCACCCUGGAGAGCACCCAGGUCGGCCUCCGCAUGUAUGAACAGCUCUGCGAUCGACAGAGAGAACUCAAAGAACUGCAAAGAAAAGGAGGCCCCACCCGGCUGACUCUGCCCUCAAAGUCCACGGAUGCGGACUUGGCCCGCCUGUUGAGUUCAGGUUCCUUUGGAAAUUUGGAAAACCUGAGCCUGGCCUUCACCAAUGUCACCAGUGCCUGUGCCGAGCAGCUCAUCAAGCUGCCGUCGCUCAAACAGCUCAACCUCUGGUCCACACAGUUUGGAGACGCAGGGCUGAGGUUGCUAUCUGAGCAUCUGGCCUGUCUUCAGGUUUUGAACCUAUGUGAGACUCCUGUCACUGAUGCUGGUCUGCUGGCUCUCAGUUCCAUGAAGAGCCUGUGCAGUCUGAACAUGAACAGCACCAAGCUCACAGCUGAUACAUACGAGGACCUCAAGGCCAAACUGCCCAACUUGAAAGACGUUGAUGUUCGGUACACAGAGGCCUGGUGAUCCACCACACUCACACGCACCCCUCCCCUCUCAUACAUAACCAGACACACACACACAUAAACAUAUGCACGCAUUGCACACAGGCUCAGAUACAUAACAUGAAAAUUGCGUGGCGACGGCAUCUCCAUCAUCACCAUCAUUAGACGAGGAACGAACUCUGACAUCAUCCCAGUGUGAGAUAUGCCUGAUUUGUCUCUGACAAACAAGCAUCAGAGGAGGAGGAGCCUUCGUCACCAGCCCCUGUAGUGACGCCGUCACCAGGAAGGAACUGUUCAGUCAGUGUCGGCGUCACUUUUUUCUAAGUGAAUGAAAUCUUUAUGACCCUCAUUGCUCCCCGUACUUCUCUCACCAAGGACCUUGGUUUUCAUCGACAUGAUCAGACGACAUGCAAGGACCCACUAUAUUGUGGCUAUAUUGGGACCCUUUUCUCUCUCUGCCUUUAUCCUUUGCCCUGCCUUUCACAUAUUCUAUAUGGUCUAAAUCCAGCUCUCACGUCGUUGCCCUCCCACCUCUGUGUGUCAUGAAGACACCCUGAAUCGACCCCGUACCCUCGGAGCCUUCCUCUUUUUUUUCGUCUCUCCUGCCCUCAUGCGAUGAAGGCUAGAAACAGCAGGUCACAUUCCAGUCCUUCUCCAAUCCUAUCCACGAUGUAGCUCUCCAAAACAGACGUGUUGAACUGUUAUGAUCACUUCAGUCCUCACUCUUAUGCUCUUUGGCUUCAGUUUUUAGGGUCAGAUUCCGGCUUGUUCGAGUCUUUCAUUGGGAAAAUGAGGUGCUACCUCCCAGAAAAGAAGAGUUGCAAGACUGUGCCUAAUCUUCAUAUACAACACGUUCACACACACACACACACACACACACAGGAAAAAAAAAAGAGAAAAAAAAAGUUUUUAUCAACUUGAAUGAACAUAUUUUUCCAAACAUCUGUGCUUUCAUAUAUUGUGUGUUUCUAUAUAAUACAUGAAGAUAACCCCAGUGCUGACAUUUCUGGAGUCUGUAGGAAAGUCAAACAGCGAUGGCAACAUUUGUUCCUUUUCCAUUUGUUUUCUGUGUACAUACUUUAAACACCCCCCUUACUAUUUAAUAGGACAGUUGUGUAGCAGUAGCUGGGUGGUCUGGGACUGCCUAAUAUUUAUAAGUUGUGUCUUCAGAACCUCCUUUAUUCUGUCUCUCCUGGAUUUUGUCCUGACUAAUGAAGUACACAGGCCAUGUUGUUUUGCAACAAAUAACACAAGAAGCCAACCAAGAGGGUGCCCAUACAUGAAUCUCUCUGUACCUUGCCAUGGUGGUAACACAGACCUGUAAAUUGGGCUUGCAGGAAUUCUAAAGUGGACCUGUAAACGAGACCCAUCACCAGCUGAGAGUUGUAUAUUUUCAUAUCCUCUGCUAUUUUUUGGUUCUUUUGUACAGACGGUUGAAGACAGUUUUGAAAAGAAGAAAGGGACACUUGCCAAACAUCGUCACCCCCAUUGAGUUUUUGUUGUGUGCACUUGUUUCAUCAGGCCAACGUGAGUGUGGUUUUAGUACUGACUGGUGUAAGUGGAAGCUGUUGUAACCUGCCUGUGGAGAGAGACUGACACGGUUUGUGUUCACGUCUCUGACACCCCCCCCCCCUUCCUGUUGAGGUCUGAGUGAAGGAUCACAGUGCCUCUAGUGGAGCCUCCUGUAUUGUUUUUAAUCUUUUGUCAGACCUCCUGUUUUAAAUUGUUCUGCUGUAAUAAUAAGACGCCAUAAUACAUGGGUGACAUUUUUAGGCUGUAUGGAUAAAUGAUUCUCAUCAGAGGAUGAGACAAAAUUAUUGUACAUAUUCUGUCACAAUGGGCUAUAAGGGACAAACGAUUGGGGGGAAAAAGGCACCUUUCGGCCAUGUCUGCCUGUCUACAUUCCCUCAAAAUGUUGCCUGUUUAUUGUGGCAGCAUUACACAUGAUGUGGUAACUGCCCUGACACUGCAAGUAUGUCAGAAUCUCUUUCUCCUGUCUGUCCUGAUGUGGUUUGGGUUGAGACGGGUCAUGUUCCCACCCUUAUUUCAGUCAACCUCGCUCUGACUGCCUCCAUCCAUUUUAUUUAUUUGCGUCGACCUCCAGAAUGCUCCAGAUGUUUGUAGAAUCGAGGCAGAAGCUGCAGCAGAGAACAGGAUGCCGUCCGCUAUGAGAUGCUUUGUUUCCUAUUUAUUGAGUGCCAUGACAGUUUUCUGUUUGGCCUGUAGACUCGGUUUGUGUACGGCCAUCUUUAGGUCUGGCUUUAGGACCUCGUGCUCUCUUUCAUAUCCUGUAUGAUGUAUAUACGAGUGUAUAUAGUCGUCUCUUCCUUUCCUCCCUUUGAACCAUUUUUGAAUCCUUCCCACUUUUCUUAUUCUUCACCUCUUUUCUCUAUUUUUCUCGGCCUCCCUUCAUUGGCAGGCUGUUGUUGCCUUCAUCUUAAUGUGUGUGGUUGUGUUUUGUUUUUUGUUUUGUUUUUUCACACAAAGUGCACUGUAAUCUAAAAAAAAAAAUGUUUUCAAUGCAUAAUAUCUUUUAAGUUUCCGGCGUCAUUGAGUUGAUUACUUUAAUCAAGCAUUUGUUUCCUGUGUUCUUGUUGCUUAGUUUUUAGGUUUUUUUUGGUUUGUUUUUUUUGCAUGUACAUGUUGCUGCGUCAUCUGGUAUUUUUAUUUUGUAAUUUUGUUUUAUAAAAAGUUUAAAAUAUAAUAAAGGGUCUGAUCACUAUCUCACUGAGGUUGAGGACUGAAAUGGAGAGACGCCAUCUAUCAGCUGUUUUCUGAUUGGUUGUUGCCAGGAUCUACCCAUGAGUCUUGACAGAGCCUUGGUCGAGGCGGUUGGGGUUUGAGUGAUAUUGAUUUUCGAAAAAGCCAAUACCAAUACUGGUACUUGCAGCUGCCUCUGGGUAAGAUUUCAUCAUUUAAGUUUGACUGUUUUCAUAUCAAAAAAAAAAAGUGCAAAUAUUUCUAGUUUACUCAAGAAUUUU